Molecule: messenger RNA, 2915 nt
Organism: Talaromyces stipitatus ATCC 10500
Lineage: Eukaryota; Fungi; Ascomycota; Eurotiomycetes; Eurotiales; Trichocomaceae
Product: protein kinase (Chm1), putative
Exons: 5
Coding region: 1-2499 (832 amino acids)
Biological process (GO): protein phosphorylation; intracellular signal transduction; regulation of MAPK cascade
Cellular component (GO): cytoplasm
Molecular function (GO): protein serine/threonine kinase activity; ATP binding
Source: RefSeq, a predicted model, not a curated record
AUGGCGUCCUCACAUGGAAAUGUAUACUCGGCCGACCAAUUCAUGAACCCUGGACCAGCCCCGCGCCCGCCUACUGAUCGUCCGCGGCUCACUACUGUACCGUCCAGUCCUAGUGUCGCUACAUCGUUCAACCAAAUGACCUUGAACUCACCCAGCACUCCAACUUUGUCUAUAUUCCCCAAUACCAGCAACCUAUCGCUCGCGCAGUCCAAGGGAUCGCAGGCAAACCAGGGUGUAGCUGUCAUCAAAGAGGGCUACGUUAGGUGCAAGGAAGACAAGUUUCUGGCACAAUGGAACCAACGAUAUCUUAUCCUUCGGGAGUUCCGCCUCGACUUUCUGAAGAAUGAGACUGGAAAGUUAAUCAUGUCAAUUAACCUUUCCAACAUUACGGGUGUGACUCGAUCCGAAGACACUAAAAUGGCAUUUGAAAUCACUCGCUUGGCCAAUUCAAAGGACGCAAAUACAAAGGCAGCAAUAAUCAGCCGCGAUGUGCCUACCAAAACCAUCACUUGCGAAGUCAAAAAUGACGACGAGAUUUACGAAUGGAUUGAUAAAAUCUACGAACGGUGCCCUGGAAUGGGAGGCGUCAGUAAUCCGACUAAUUUCAGCCAUAGAGUCCACGUCGGUUUCGACCCCAAGACUGGCGCUUUCGUAGGUCUACCAACAGAGUGGGAGAAGCUCUUGACUGCAUCGGCCAUCACCAAGGAAGAUUAUAAGAAGAAUCCUCAAGCUGUUAUUGAGGUGUUGGAGUUCUACUCUGACAUCAAAAUGAGGGAGCAGAAUCCUCAAUACUAUAGUAGCCUUGCCCCGACUCCACCAGCAUCCAACUCGUCGUCUUUGCAAUUCGGAAAUGGAAACGGAAUCGCGCCACCCAGACCAGCUCCUCCAACCCCUCUUCAGAGGGUAGAUACUAGCCAGUCGCAGCGGUUCAUGAACGAGCCAAACGCGGCGGCACGGAAGAAUUCAGAUACCGACCGCGGCUUUGAAGUUGAUCGUAUGCGCGAGGUUGCCGAGCAAGAGCAGCGACGCCGCAUGGAGGAAGAAGCACGGCGUAUUCGCGAAGAACAGGAGAGACGAGAACAGGAAGCUUAUAACGCAUCCAUACCCAAAACACGAGUUCCACUCGCAAAACAGGAACUGGGUGGUUAUGGAUCGUCUGAACCCGAAUCGCCAAACCCUAACCGAUAUAACCCAAGCCGCCCGGCUCCGCCAGCACCAAGCUCUGCUGCUCGUCAACAGCCUCCGGCCAUGAGACAGAUGACAGCUCAGCGACCAGCACCGUCACCACCGACGGCAGAUGGGUCGGCUCAAAGGACAGAACCCAAGGUUCAACAAUCUGCACCUCGUCCUGCUAUUAAUAAUGCACCAAAAGCACCUACUCAAAAUUCGGGCCCACCACCGACACGUCUUCCUGCACCUGUUCAGCAAGUCAAACCGUUGAACAUUGCCAACAAACAAGGAGUUCCUAAAAAUACCGUUCCUGAUGGCGUUCGACAAGCCGAAGCUGCUCUUUCGAAGAAGGCUGAACCACGACAAAAGGAAGUCCGCAUGUCAAGUAUGACCGAGAACGAAGUGAUGGAGAAACUCAAAUCAGUUGUUUCCAAGGAGAACCCUCAGGAGUCCUACAGCAAGCAGCGCAAGAUUGGUCAAGGUGCUUCAGGUUCCGUGUAUGUGGCUCGCGUCAAGGAGAAUGCGACGUCGCCUGUAGCACGAGAAAUAUAUCGCACCCAUGGACCUCGCGGGCAAGUUGCUAUUAAGCAAAUGGAUCUUCGCAGCCAGCCUCGCAAGGAGUUGAUUGUCAACGAAAUCAUUGUCAUGAAGGAUAGCCAGCACGCGAAUAUCGUCAACUUCCUGGACUCUUUCUUGCAAGAUCAGAACAACGAGCUUUGGGUCGUCAUGGAGUUCAUGGAGGGUGGUGCAUUGACUGACGUUAUCGAUAAUAAUCCCGUUAUCCAAGAGGAUCAAAUCUCCACUAUCUGUUUUGAGACUUGCAAAGGUUUGGCUCAUCUCCAUAGUCAAAAUAUUAUCCAUCGUGAUAUUAAGAGUGACAACGUUUUGCUGGAUCGUGUUGGCAAUGUUAAGAUUACGGAUUUCGGGUUCUGUGCUAAACUUACAGAAUCCAAGAGUAAGCGAGCCACCAUGGUUGGAACACCCUACUGGAUGGCACCUGAGGUCGUCAAGCAAAAGGAAUACGGACCAAAGGUAGACUGCUGGUCUCUUGGUAUCAUGGCCAUUGAAAUGAUCGAAUCCGAGCCACCUUAUCUUAACGAAGAACCUCUUAAAGCGCUAUAUCUCAUUGCUACUAACGGCACCCCUCGGCUCAAGAAGCCCGAAAAGCUUAGCAAGGAGUUGAAAUCGUUCUUGAGUGUUUGUCUCUGCGUCGAUGUCCGCAGUCGAGCCACUGCUGAAGAGCUAUUGGCACAUGAAUUUCUGAAGAUGGGUUGCAGCCGAGCUAGCCUCGCCGAGCUUCUGCGCUGGAAGAAGAAUGGAGGUCAAUAAAGCGCACCAGCAGUUGUCAAGCUCAUAUCUUUCUGUCACGUUGCUUUAUGAAGGCAAUAUCACAACCUCUUUGCUUACACGGCUGGGUAUGGAGACAGGUCGGCACGCCAUAUUAAAUAAAUGCUGAAAAGUGCCAUCUACAGGGCUAGAUCGAGUAAUCUCCUGAUCCUGUCCUUCUUAAUCUCUUUCUCAAAUCUUACGACCCGAUACUGUAAAUUGCUUAUCCGGAUCGUUUUCACUUUUCCACUUCAUAUUCAUGGUGUCUUACAAUAUAGGAGGAGCUUGGUUGGCAUUAUAUCCCAGAUCCUGAAUUAGUCUUUUCUCUCUGUCCUCUAUUUCUGAUAUCUGCAGAAAUUGAUAUUGUUUACCGAAAAGAAUAUCAAGAAAAGGAAAUGAGAGGUUUCUUAAGGAGAGAA